Anoplopoma fimbria (sablefish) is the source of this 6587-nucleotide messenger RNA. RefSeq names its product EMILIN-1-like. The record is from RefSeq and is a predicted model, not a curated record. Lineage: Eukaryota; Metazoa; Chordata; Actinopteri; Perciformes; Anoplopomatidae. The transcript has 15 exons. The coding region runs from base 309 to 4136 and encodes 1275 amino acids. Gene Ontology annotation, molecular function: protein binding.
UUCUGAUGGACGCACACUGAACCCGCAUUAAAGGUGAAUGACCAGCACCUGGACCAGGACCAGGACCAGGACCAGGACCAGGAGCUGGACCAGGAUCAGGAGCAGGAGCGGAGCAGGGAGUCAGGGCUCUGCUGCAGGUCUGGUUUCUGGGAGUUUGGAUCAGAACCCGGAUCAUGGGUCUGUAGGGGGGUGGAGGAGACUUUCUGGGAACUUUUUCUUUAGGUCUCCAUGGAGACUGGAGUCUUCAUCAGCUGAGGAGCUGAUCACUCUCUGAUCCAGAACCCGUCCUCUGUGUUGAUCCCGAUCAGAUGGCUGCGCUGCUGCUGCUGCUGCUGCUGGCGCUGUGGACCAGCGGACCGGCCAAGAGCGCGUUCCCGCUGCGGCCCUCCUACAGCCUCUACACCAGCGGGAGCGCGCACGGAGCUCGCGCUGCCAGCAGACACAGGAACUGGUGUGCGUUCGUGGUGACAAAGACGGUGAGCUGUGUGGUCGAGGACGGAGUGGAGGCCUAUGUGAAGCCUGAUUAUCAUCCCUGCAGCUGGGGGAGCGGACAGUGCAGCAGGGUGGUGGCCUACCGGACCUACAUGAGGCCGCGGUACAAAGUGGCCUACAAGAUGGUGACGGACAUGGAGUGGAAGUGUUGCCACGGUUACAGUGGAGAGGACUGCAAUGUCGGUCCAGUCGGAGGGGCGGGAACCCAGAUUUCCACCACCAGAUCUCAGCCCAGAACGGGGGGACAGGGAGGAGGGACGAGCUAUGGACAGGGGGAGGGGGGGGGAGGUCAGGGAGGGACGAGCUAUGGACAGGGGGGAGGAAGAGGAGGUCAGGGAGGAGGCAGCUCUGGAUCCGGACAGAGUGGAGGAAACAGUGGACGCCUUGAGAACGAGAAGAUGAGGCAGAUGGAGGAGAAGAUCCAGAGUUUGACCAAAAACCUCCAGGAUCUUCAGACCACCAUGAACGAACACAUUCAACAGGAAGUCAACAGACCGGGCUCCAGUGGAGGAGGAGGUGCCUCUUCAGGAGGAAGAAACCCUGCUGAUGCAGCUCAGCCGGAGAUUAAAGAGACGAUUCACAGCAUUCAGACCAAACUGGACCAGCUGGACAACCGCACACAGGCCCAUGAUAAAACCCUUGUCAGCAUCAACAACCACCUGGUGAACGGGAAGGGGAACGACCUGGAUGGAGGUCUGUCUGGAGGAGGACUGAGUGAAGGGAAGCUGAAUUCGCUGAAGGAGGAGAUCCUAAGGGAGUUGGAGAGGAGGGUGUCGCUGUCCUGCUCCUCCUGUCAGGCCGGUGUUGAGGAUCUGCGCAGACAGCAGCAGGAGGACAGGGAGAACAUUCGGGCUCUGGAGAAACAGCUAAAUGCCAUGGACGUCCGGCAUCGGCAGGGCCUGGACGGACUGCGGCAGGAGGUGGUGCGCUCGCAAGGCUGCUGCACCGCCGUCAGUGACCUCCAGAACCGCGUCACUGACGCCGAGCGCAAGAUCAGUUCAGCCUCAGAGAACUUUGACGUUCUGCAGAACCGUCUGGACAAGGAGCUCAGCGGAAGAGGUGGCAACAAUGAGAACGUGGGCUUUGGAGGAGGAGGGUUCGGCGGUGGUGCUGGUGGUGGUGGAAUCGGGGGAGGUGGGAGGGAUGUUGUGGUGACGGAGGACAGACUGGACAAUCGGCUGAGGGACCUGGAGUGGCGUAUCAACAGCACCGUGCAGCGGACCGAGCAGAGCUGCUCUUACCUAGAGAACGACCUGAAGGACUACUUCCACCGAGAGCUGGGGGACCUGAGGACGGUGUUCCUGGACCGGUUCGAUGACCAGGCCUUCAGGAUCUCAGACGUGGAGCUGGACGUGGGGCUGGUGAAGGACGGGGUGAGCGGCCACGAUAAGAGGCUGUCGAAGCUGGAGAACGACACCUCCCUCAUCAGGCGGAGGCUGGAGGAGUGCAGCUGUGGAGGCUCUGAAGGAGGAGGAGGAAGAGCAGGUGGUGACAGUGGAGAUGGAGGAGGAAGAUGGGGAGCAGGUGGAGAUGGAGGAGGAUCUACAGGAGGUGGAUCUACAGGAGUUGGAUCUACAGGAGGUGGAUCUACAGGAGGAGGAUCUACGGGAGUUGGAUCUACAGGAGGAGGAUCUACAGGAAAUGGAUCUACAGGAGGAGGAUCUACAGGAGGUGGAUCUACAGGAGGAGGAUCUACAGGAGGUGGAUCUACAGGAGGAGGAUCUACAGGAGGUGGAUCAACAGGAGGAGGAUCUACAGGAGGUGGAUCUACAGGAGGAGGAUCUACAGGAGGAGGAUCUACAGGAGGUGGAUCAACAGGAGGAGGAUCUACAGGAGGUGGAUCAACAGGAGGAGGAUCUACAGGAGGAGGGUUAUCUGGGACAGGAGGACAAAGAGAAGGUACAACAGAAAAAUCACUGGAGUGGAGAGUCGUCGCCAACGAGGAUCACAUCCGACACUUUAACACUCAACUCAAAAAUCUGUCGGUGUCUGGAGACUCUCUGCUCGUCAAGGUGGUGGACCUGAGCCAGGAUGUCAGUAAGAUCAAGGCGCUGACGGGGGAUCACGGCGAACACUUCAACCGGAUCGUGACGGAGGUGGAGAUGCUGGGGCAGGACUGCGAGUUGUGCGGAAAGGUGGAGGAGGAGCUGCACAAGCUAAAGAAUCAUACCCACGAUGCACUGGGGCGCAUGCAGAGCCACAUCAACAAACUCCAGAUCAGACUGGACUCGGGGAAAGAAGGCUGCUUCCAGAUGUGCUCACAGCUGGAGGACGAGGUCCGUCUGCUAAGAGAUGAUGUCAGGAGGUGCACAGGCCAAUGUAAGACCAGCCCGGACACGCCCACAGGUGGUGGUUCUGGUGGUUCUGGUGGCUCCGGUGGCUCCGGUGGCUCCGGUGGCUCCGGUGGAACCAGCGGACGUGGACCUGGGUUGGAUGCUGAGAAGCCUUUAGACGGCCACAGUGUGAUCGGAGGCUCCAUCAACAACAACCAGCUGAAGACGCUGCAGGGCGAGUUGUCCGAGGUCAUCCUCACCUUCAGCUCCAUCAACGACACCCUGAAGGGGCUCGAACACACGGUGCAGAAACACGGCAGCGUCAUCACGGACCUCGGAAACACGAAGGACAAGAUCAUCUCUGAGCUGGACAAAAUCCAGCAGGAGGUGACCGAGCACAUCGAGGAGAGCCGCGACCGCCUGGACGCCGUGGACGGGGAUGUCCGGCGGUUCGAGAGCACGGUCCUGGUGGAGAUGGGAGACUGUAAGAGGUCUGGAGACGGUCUGGAGAAGAGGCUGUCAAAGCUGGAGGGAGUCUGCGGGAGGCUGGACGGUGUCUCCGACUCCAUCCUCAAGAUCAAAGAAGGACUGAACCGACACGUGUCCAGUUUGUGGACGUGUGUUUCUGGUCUCAACGAGUCGGUCGUCCAUCACGGAGGAAUGAUGGACUUCAUUCAGAAGAACCAGGACGACGUCUACAGCAGGAUGAAGAACCUGAACUCCAGCCUGAUCCAGGUCCUCAAAGACGUGCAGAGUUACUCCGAGCACGACCGCACAGCCCUGCCCGGACCCCAAGGACCCCAAGGAGAGAGAGGCUUCAACGGGCUGCCGGGUCUCCAAGGGCCUCUCGGUCCUCCUGGCCAACCAGGAGAAAGUGGAGUACGAGGUCUGCCUGGUCCUAAAGGUGAAACAGGUGUGCCUGGUGGCGACGCUCACGUUCCCAGACUGUCGUUCUCGGCUGCUCUCACCGUUCCCAUGGAGAGAGCUGGAACCAUCCUGUUUGACAAGAUCUUUGUCAAUGAAGGAGACUUCUACGACCCGAGAACAGGUAUCUUCACCGCCCCCGUCGAUGGACGUUACUUCUUCAGUGCCAUCCUGACGGGUCAUAGGAAUGAGAAGAUCGAGGCGGUUCUGUCCAAGUCCAACUACGGCAUGGCCCGGGUGGACUCCGGAGGCUACCAGCCUGAGGGCCUGGAGAACAACCCCGUGGCCGAGGCUAAAGCCACUCCGGGAUCUCUGGCCGUCUUCAACAUCAUCCUGCCUCUGCAGACCCGGGACACGGUCUGCAUCGACCUGGUGAUGGGCAAACUGGCCCACUCUGUGGAGCCGCUCACCAUCUUCAACGGCAUGCUGCUGUAUGAAGACAUGUGACGGGGCUCACGCUGAGGCCAGCAAACCCCGUACGUCGCCGUUUAAGAUACAUGACAAACCCACAGGAGGCUGCACCAGGAAGUACGAUGUCGCCUCCUCAUUCAAGAGUGAUCCUCAAAGGAUGACGGAAUAUUUUAAAAGAACCUUCAGUCCUGAACACAUUUCUGUCUCCAUAUUCUAACAGACCACAGAUUGACAGAUGGACUGGUUUUAUUUUAUUAUUCUAAAGAAUGUUUAUGUCACUUCACAUGUGGACGACAGCAGGGGCUGAGUUAGCGUCUAACUGCUUUAAUCCAGUCAGCUGAUCUGAUGUGGUCACAUGAUCUAACCUCAGAGCAGCACUGUGAGGACAGAUGUCCCUGUAAACCAGGAUCAGCUGAUGCCUGGCAGACCUGGAAAUCUGUUAUUGAUUAUCUGACUGGUCAAUGUUGAAAUAUGUGAAUUUAGACCAAGGUGUUGGACGGACAGAUGGACGCUCACUGCCGUCCUUAAGCCCCGCCCCCGGCACAUCAGACGUUGUCAUGUCAUGUGACAAUGUGAUGAAAAUGUGAUGAAAAGUCUUUGCUCUGAAGCUUUAUAAAAGCAGAAUGUGUUUUCAGUUUGAUUUUAUGAGUUCACAUUGAGAAUGUUUUAUAUUAAGCUGCAGCUUUUCCUGUUUACUGGUGUUUUUAUGUGCUGCCAAGUAUUUAAACCAUUAACAUUUAAUUUCACUUUAAUGGAUAAAUGCUAAAAGACAAGGCUGGAAAAACUACAUUUUCUUACUGUCAACAAAUCACAUUGAAAGUCCAGUGGUGGAAGACAUAUUCAGAUCAUUUACUUAAGUAAGGUGGUAAAACCAAAAUCCUGCAUUCUAAAUGUUAUUUAAGUGAAAAUACUGUUGUACAAUAUAGUAGUUAAAGUAUUAAAAAUAAAAGUAUAAAAAUGGAGCUCUACGGCACAGAGGAAGAGGAUCUAUCAGCAGUUAAUACACUCAAUACUUAAUGGUUAAUGGAUACACUUCAUGGCUGGAUUAGUGAACGGGUCUACCGAGAACAGGUCCAGGGGUCCAAAAGAGCCGUCAGGAUAAAGACAAAACAACCAUAAAGAGACACAAAAAGACUACAAAGAGUCUCACGAUUAUGAAAAGGGUCAAAAUAACCAUAAAAAGACACAAAACGACUACAAAGAGACUCACUAGGACAUUGAAAAAGGUAAAAACAACCUUUAAGAAGUACAAAACGACUACAAAGAGACUCAUAAGGACAUUGGAAAGGGUAAAAACUACCUUUAAUGGACACAAAACAACUACAAAGGGACAGUAUAUGACUACAAAACAACUACAAAGGGACAGUAUAUGACUACAAAAAGACACAAAACAACUACAAAGAGACUUACUAGGACAUUGAAAAAGGUAAACACAACCUUUAAGAAGUACAAAACGACUACAAAGAGACUCACAUAGACUACAAAGAGAUGCAAAACAACUAUGAAUAGAAUCAUGAUUAUAAAUAAAGUCAAAACAACCAUAAAGAGACACAAAACAACUACAAAGAGACUCAUGAUUAUGAAAAGGGUCAAAAUAUCCAUAAAAAGACACAAAACAACUACAAAGAGACACACAAGGACAUCUGAAAAGGUAAAAACAACCUUAAAGAGACACACAACUUGUUUCCUCCUGUGUAGGAGAGUUUGAGGGGCUUAUUGUCUCAUAAUUCAACCACUGACGCAUUCACCGUCGGUUUAAUUCUGAACAUGUGAUUUAUUGAUGAAAACAUUAUUAUUCAGUAUCAUCAGACUUACUGUUCAAAGGGACAGUUCACCCAAAAAAUCACAAAUACACAAGAAGAAGGAUGUAAGCUUGCAUCUGUACCCGAUACCACUAAAUCACCUACCAACACAAGCUACUAGCGUUAGCAUUAAUGUUUAAUUUAAGGAUUAAAGUUUCUCUGCAGUGAUACAAUUCGCUGGAGUAAUUUGGAAGAAAGAACAUAUUUACUGCAUAAAACAAUAAAGUCUAUGGACUAUCCUGAGUAACCGGGUCCUGAUUUGUGAAAGGAAAAUUGCUGUUGAGUUUUUACAAAUGUGUCUUUUUUGGAGCUUUGGGCAACACAAGCCGAGUGCUUUAUAUAUCUCCAACAAUCUGCACCUCGCACCAAAACAAUCCAGGCUGAUAAAUAACACGACAGGUAGGAGGACAAAUGUGUACUUUUAGAUUUUGGGGUGAACUGUCCCUUUAAAACUGAUGUUAAACACAGACGAUUCAUCCGAUGUUUGUUUGGAGGAAAACUCUCGUUACUAUGACAACUUUUGUAUAUUUCAUUGUGUUCAUUGUGGACCGAGUGGAUUGAAUAAACGUUUUCCUCUGACAGGCUUUAGCUCCAGUUUUACAUUUGAAACCUGUUUUCACACUUCACACUUGUAUUGAUGAAUAAAUGUCACUGUCAUUAAAGUAAACACGAGUCUUCAAACCCA